GUGGGGGGGGGUGGGGGGGGGCGGUGGCUGCGCGGUGGUGGCCGGGUCUGCAUCGCACCCAGUCCAGGCCGGGGCAGCCAGCGCCGUGAGCCAGCAUCGUUGGUGCAGCCGAGUCGUGAGCAUGUGGCAGAGCUGUGUUCCGCGCCCCCUGUUUAUUGAAACAGGAAAAGCGAAAAUUGGUUUCUGUGGGAUUCCCAGCUGAGGUGUUUGCAGGAACCCUUUGGGGCUCAGAGGCUGUUGCUUGUCAAGGCCACGCUCGUGGCCCUUGGGUCCUUGGGUGCCCUUAGCCCCGGUUUCUGUCCGUUCCCUGACACCGGUGUCCUACGCUUGGCUCUUCUGCCGCGAGGUCGGUGUCCGUCCUGCUCCAGGAAGACCUCAAGUGUGGCCUGAACUCCAGCACCAGGGUCUGUGGCUCAGCCCUGCCGUGGCCUCUCCACAGCCGUGGCAAUGCUUCCCGUGUCCUGAUGUUCGUGUCUCUGACGGCAGCGGUGUCCAGUGGUUUCCUACGCACAUGCGUGCCUGCCGCUCACGUGCAGAGCCGUUUGCUGUCCGUGUCUGCCCUGGCACUCCCCAGGAGCCUGCCAAGUUGGGCCCGUCGGUGGGAUCUUGCCAAGGCCGUGUGGCUGAUUCCUGGGAGGGAGAUGACAGAUGGACCUGUCACGUGGGCUGCAUGUCUGUGACGGAGGGCGUGGCCGCACCAGUGAGGGGUGGAGGAAGGACAGCUCAGCCUGGGAGGCUGGACGCUGGGUUGUGAGCGGGACCCCCACGACUGCCCAGGGGGCCCAGUGGAGGGGGCACACUGCUGAGGGCGGGGCCUCCCGGGGUGUGGCCAGAGGAGGCUCAGCCCGGAAGGCUGUUUCCAGGUGCCCAUCCUGCCCCUGCACACAGCGUCUGUGAGACGUGUGUGGGGACGUCGGGCCGCAGUCACCGCCCCACAGUCAGGCUGCCCGCUGUGCAGGGAGACUGGGAUUUGGGGCCAAAUCCAGGUUUGCAUCUCUUCCCGUCUCUGCCAAUUUCUUCCUUGGUAAAUUGACUUUGUCCUUGAAGUCUCAGUUGCAUUUAAAAUGAGGACAGUAAAGCCCACCUCGCCUGCCUGCUAGGGUUGCUACAAAGCUGGGAUCCUGCGUGUGAUCUCUCUGGGGACACGAACCCCGACUCUGUUAUUUUUAGCCUGUGAGGAGCUGGCUGGCACAGCGUGGGUGUUACCAUGUAACCUGUGCGCGUGUGACUCACGUGGUGAUCUUCCUGGAAGUUAAUAAUUCAGCCGAUGGACGUGGUGGCAAGCAGGACUCGCAGGGUUCUCCUGUGCGCGGGUGCUGCGUGAGGCUUAGGAGGUGGGGGUUGGGUGCUGGCCCGGGGUCCAUCUGGGAGCUUUGAUCACUGAGGGCUCAGAAGGUGGAGCCUGUUUGCCACUCUGCAGCCAGCAGCAGGAGGAAGGGCUGCUGUCGGCCCCAGGGAGGUUGUGUUACCAUUCAGUUAAGUCUGGAGGCCACGGUCAGUGUUGGAGCAGCGGGGAGAGCAGUGACUGCCCAGAGAGGCCUGAGACGCUGCCCGCCUCCUGCGAGUUCCAGUCAUGGAAGGAAGCCUUGACCGCUGGGGGACGGGGUCACGGAGAUGGGAUUCAGAGCUUCCGCUGCUCCUGCCUAUGAGCACGGCCGGCCGAGCUGCGGAAAGGGACAAGGCACGGGCUCUCGCCACCGGGAGCCUGAAGCGGCGACCUGUGAAACGGGGCAGGGGGAGUUUUCUCAGAGAGGGGUUGUGGAGACCAUGCGGCACAGCGGGUGGGAAGCUGGCGGAGGAAGGGGGGCACCUGGAAGCAUCUGGGGGGCUGAACCCAGAGAAGUGGGGAAAUGGGCCGGCUGCGGACCCAUGAGAUGUGCCCAGCUGCAGACCCACAAGGUCUCCAGGGAACGGCGGAGCAGAGGGUGGGGCCGGUGGAGCAGAGGGUGGGGCCGGAGCCUUCGUCCUCACCCGGGGAGCUUCCUCCUGUGAGCCGGAGGGCCUGUGCUUUCUCCUGAGCUCACUGCAUCCGUAGUGAAGGGGGCUGAGGUCCCGAGAGCCCUGGGAGCCCCCACCCCCUGCCUGCAUUUGGCUCAGGCUGGGCUGCUGCAGCCUGGGGGCGCUGUCCUCCCAGCAGGUGCUGAAGCCUCGGCGUCUGGCGGGGUCUGGAGUCUGCGCGGAGAAUGUGGAGAAUGUGGAGCAGGACCCCAGGUCCCUGGCACCCACCGAGCGGCGACAGGAGAUAGGUGCGAGGUGCAUGGUCUCUAGUCUCUCUUUCCUCCCUCCUGGCUCGCAGUCUGGGAGCCUGUGGCUCUCGGGCGGGAGCCCUGGGGCACUCACUCUCCUGUUGGAAUCUGUGGACAGACACCUUCCCAGGGAGCUGCGGUUUGUGAUGAAGUGGAGUGGUUGGGAGGAAGGCAGUGGGGCCAGCAGAGCACCUGGGGGCGGCGUGAGGGGAGACGUCACAGUGGGACUGGCUCGGGCGCCCGUGCUGGGCUUUUCUGCAGUGGUGGGCGGGGACAGAGGCGACGCUUGGGGAGCGCGAAGCGUGUGCUGGCGCUGAGUUAUUCACAGCCUCAUCGUCUGGAGCUCCCUGAGUGUCUGCCGUCGCUGUUGUGUGAUGACUCAGACGUAUUUGGGCUGUCCCGACUGCUGGGUGUUGGAUUGCCUGCAACGGUGCCCCCUCAGGGACCUGCUGGACGUAGCGUCCUGCACGUCAAAAAAGCUGCUGAUGGCACUGUGUAGACACUGGCAAGUGUGUGGUGACAGGGAGGUCACUGGAGCCCUCUUGGGCCGUGGAUGGCUGAGGCCUCGAUGUUGGAACCGCGCCCAUGAGCCUUGGCAGCCACACGGCACAUGACGGUGGAGAGCGACUGACAAACCAGUGGACGGUGGGUGUCGGCAAGUUACCUCAAAGGCGUUGGGUGGUGUGUGGGUCUGCACCCAGCAUUUGUCAUUCACUCCAGCCCUCCCAGAGUGCCUGUGCUCCCCGCAGCCCUGGCCUGUCCUGAGGUUACAGAAGAGAAAAGCCACAAUUUUCUGUUGGUUUUUAAAAAUCACUUUAAUUGAGGAAUACUUUAUGUACAAUAAAAUCCACCAGGGUGAAGUCUGUAGUUCACUGACCUUUGUCCUGUGUGUCAUGGGUUUGCCACUAUAGGUGUAAUUUAGCAAUACAUCACCCCAGAGGAAGAGGUCUUCCUCUCCUUUUUUUUUUUUUUAAAUCUAUUUAUUACUUCCAGAGGCAGAAAGACCGUCAGAGACAGCUCCCGUCCACGGGUUCACUCCGCAAAUGCCCGUGGCUGCCGCCGGCAGGAGCUGAGGCUGGGAGCGGGGGACCCCGUCCAGGUUGCACGUGGCAGGGUCCUGGUACAGGGGCUGUGCGGCAGGCAGGGGGAGCCGGGUGUGGAGCUCAGGCAGCCUGACUCGGGACGCGGGCCUCUUAGCACUGCCCCCGCAGAACGCCUCCUCCUGCCGCUCGCCACAGAGCCCUGCAGUCACUGGACGGCUUUGCCUGUGAGAAUUUCGUGGAAAUGGAGUCGUGUGGUCCGGGACCCUCUCUGUCUUUGCCAAGCCUGCAUCGCGCGUAGCUGAGGCCGUGCCUGUGUAACGUUCUGGGGCAUGGGUGUACCCCGGUAGGGCAUGGGUGUACCCCGGUAGGGCAUGGGUGUACCUCGGUAGGGCAUGGGUGUACCCCGGUAGGGCAUGGGUGUACCUCGGUAGGGCAUGGGUGUACCCCGGUAGGGCAUGGGUGUACCUCGGUAGGGCAUGGGUGUACCCCGGUAGGGCAUGGGUGUACCCCGGUAGGGCAUGGGUGUACCUCGGUAGGGCAUGGGUGUACCUCGGUUUGUUCACCAGCUCAGCACGGGCUGGGCUUUGGGUUCUUCCCGGUUCUCAGCUGUGAUGAGUGCAGCUGCUGUGAACACUUGAGUGCAGUCUUUGUGUAGACAUGUCUUUGACUUGGUGUGAAAUACGUGGGGGUGGCGUGGCCGGUGGUGUGUCCGUGUGUGUUUACCUUCAUCAGACACAGCCAUGCCGAUUUCGUCUCUAGUGACCUCACCUCCUCAUCAGCACUUGGUGUUAUCUGCCAUCCUGGCCUUUGUAGAAUGGAUGUGGAGUGCAGUCUCACUGUGGCUUCGUUCACAUCUCCUCGAUGGCCAGGCAGCAUCGGCUGUUGUCGGUCUCCUGGCUGCCCUGUGCUCAGGGCCAUCUCCGUAGAGAUCCUGGGACUCGGGCUUCCUCCCCGUCUUGGUGGUGGAGCCUUGCUGGGAUUACGAAGGGAAAUGGCGUUGGAGCCACAGUGUUCGUUCCCAGGUUGCCCAGGGCUCCAUGACGGUGUCCGUAUAACCUUGACAGGGUUUUGGAAGAAUCUUUGCUAUUUCCAACGCUUGCUGAGAAGUUUCCAAAACAGAUUACACUGGGAUGUGUGCGUCCGGUCACUGUGAGGUGAUGUCACUGGAACAUUUAGGACUCCCGGGGUCUGUGGGGGGCACCGCCGCAGGGUUUGUGUGCUGUUGGGCGCACGUUGAGUGUGCAGGGGGCGUGACCUGGAGUUUGCAGGAAGGUGCAGAGACACAGGUCCGACGUUCUUACCGCCCCCGGUGGUUGAAGACCCCUGUGGAGACCCGCGUUCCCAGAAUGGUCACAGUAGAACCAUGGGCUCCUGGUGACACCCUCGCAGCUUUGGAGAGGGUCACGGAGACUCCGGGGGCGGGGGGGAGUCCUUUGUGCCAGCAACGCCAUUUAAUGAGUAUUUAUUGAGAGUGAGCCGUGAGCCAAGCCUGGCCCUGCCGUGAUGAAGACAGAAAAAGUCACAUCGAUGAGUGUGAGAGGUUGAAAGUUGGUGUUUGGCGUGUGUGCGUGUGCAUGUGUGUGUGUCUGCAUGCAUGCAUGUGCAAGCACACGCGUGCAGAUAUUGUGUGUGCGUGUGCAUACAGUGCCUCCAGUUAAAGGUCAGGCAGAGCAGCAGAGCCAACUGUAAAGAAUGAGUGUUGAGCACAUCACUCCCUCAUGAGGUUGUGCCGGCUUCGCAAGUGCUUAGACUAAGUACCUCAAGGUUGUGCCGGCUUCACAAGUGCUUAGACUAAGUACCUCAAGGUUAUGCCGGCUUCACAAGUGCUUAGACUGAAUACCCCGAGGUUAUACUGGCUUUACAAGUGCUUAGACUAAGUACCUUGAGGGUAUACUGACCUCACAAAUGCUUAGACUAAGUACCUCCAGGAGAUACUAGGUGCUAGUAGUGGAGUUGCAACAAAGUUCCUAUUUCAAAGCUUUCCAAUUUAGUUUUUAAGGAAGCCGGGUGCUUCUGUCUGUGGUUGCCACUUAGUGCUGUCACCCUCUGUGUCACCCACGGUGCUAAAAGGUAGUUCAUGCCCUGGCCUCCGUCUUGUGCCUUGCAGGUGAGUUAGGCUAUGAUGUCGUACAUUGGAGCGAUUUUUUUUUUUUUAAUUAAUUAAUUUAUUUGAAAGGCACAGCUACAGAGAGGCAGAGGCAGAGGGACAGAGGUCCUCCAUCUGCUGGUUCACUCCUUAAAUGGCCACAACGGCUGAAGCUGCGCUGAUCUGAAGCCAGGAGCCAGGAGCUUCCUCCGAGUCUCCCACAUGGAUGCAGGGGCCCAAGGACUUGGGCCAUCUUCCACUGCUUUCCAAGGCCACAGUAGAGAGCUGGAUCAGAAGUGGAGCAGCUAGGACUUGAACCGGUGCCCACAUGGGAUGCCGGCAUUGCAGGCGGCAGCCCUCCCCACCGCGCCACAGCGCCAGCCCCGUGAUUUGUGUUUGAGUAAGAAGACUUUUAACCCACCUCACAAGGAGCCGUUGGUUUUGAAGUAAAAACCACCUGGAGCAGGCUGCUGGUGCGGUGGUUGAAACACUAGUGGGACGUCCUCUUCCCACGUCAGAGACUUGGGUCCAAGUCCCGGCUGCGCUCCUGAGUCCAGCUUCCUCCCAGUCACAUCCUGGGAGCUACCAGGUGAUGGCUCAAGUACUGGGGUCCCUGCCACCCACGUGGGAGACCCAAAUGGAAGUAUCUUCUCCUGGCUUUGGCCUGGCCCAAUCCUUCCGUUGCAGGUGUUUGGGGAGUGUUGGGGAGUGCCUCUCCCUCCCUCUCUGUGUCUCUCUCUCUGUGUCUCUCUCUCCCUCUCUCUAAGAGAGAACCUUGCUGGUGGAGUGAGUGGCCCAUGGGGACUCUCAGCCUCUGGCCCUGCGUUCUCAGUCCCUGCUCGCCCACCCCUCACCCCGUCCUCUGCAGCCAGCCAGGUGUCCUGCCGAUGGCCUGGCACUGUCGCCUUCUUCAGGAUUUUGUUAGCUGACCGCCUGCCUCAGGGCCGCUGGGUAGGAGCCUCAGGGCCGCCGUGCGUGGAGCUUUGUGAGUCAGGCACAGUGCAGGCCCUGGCCGGGCAAGCCCUGUCCUCUCCCCUGUGUUGUCCAGGCCCCGCUGGUGAGAAGUCCUGGCUGCCUUGGGAGAUCUCAGUCCUUCGAAAGCCAGAAUGGCGCCACAGUCACUCAGAGCCUGGCAGCAGUGACAGACCUGCCCGGUGAGCGUUGCGCAGUGACCACAGGUUCUGCAGCUUUUUCCUCCAAGGUCGAUGCACCGUUAUUCUCUUGGCUGAUUGUCUCUCUGAGCACCCUGAGGACGUAGCCCGUGGCAGAGUGUGGUCGGCUCGGGGACAGGAGGGUGAGCACCCUGAGGAUGUAGUGUGUGGCAGAGUGUGGUCAGCUCGGGGACUGGAGGGUGUGGUUUUGGAGCUGAAAAAUGAGAAUACACAGGUGGCAUCUUGGAUUGUCUUUACCUCUGUGGCCUUGGAGAAUUGGGAAACUUUUUCUGAGCCCAGGUUUCUGCUGCUUCCCUGUGACCCCUGGCCCUGGCUGGGGUCUGUGUCUCCUCUGCAGGUUCCCGCAGUCUGGGGUCUCUCCUCUGCAGGUCCCGCAAGCUGGGGUCUCUCCUCUGCAGGUCCCGCAGCCUGGGGUCUCUCCUCUGCAGGUCCUGCAGGCUGGGGUCUCUCCUCUGCAGGUCCUGCAGUCUGGGGUCUCUCCUCUGCAGGUCCCACAGCCUGGGGUCUCUCCUCUGCAGGUCCCGCAGCCUGGGGUCUCUCCUCUGCAGGUUCUGCAGGCUGGGGUCUCUGCUCUGCAGCCCCUGGCAACCCCUGCCUUGCCCGCACCUCUGUUCUGUGCCCCAGCCCCUCUGCACAUCCUUACUUCCAUGUUCCAGAUGGCUGAUGCUGCCGAGGGCACAGUGAUUUUCAGCCAGACUGCACCUCUGGGUGGCCCCCGUCUGUCCCCACCUGUUCCUCGUGCCUGUCAGGCCUCCUGCCCCUACGCGGCACCACGUGUGGGCUCCUCCGGGUUCGAGGCAGCGGGGUCCGGCCUGGUGUCUGUGUUUCAGCCCAGGACCUUUGUUCAGAUGCAUCGUGUAAAGGGGGCGGGCACGCCUGGGCCGGGGCUCACACUGAACCUGCCCCAUGAGGGUCCCUGCAGUUCUGGGGUUGAAUGGAGCAGAAUGAUGCGCUGCCAGGUGUCCACCCAUCCCCUCCUCACCCCUGCCCUGGAGACCGUGUGGCUGAGGGACCCCACCCAGGAAGCCAUGGAGAUCACUGUCAGGUGGGCUGAUUGCUGGGGAGGGAGGGGGCGGGGCGGGGCUUCGCUGUCAUUGGAUGCUUUCUGUGUCAGUCAGCGUUCGUUACUUUUCAUACCUUUUCAUUGCCUCCUCGUUUGGGGGUUCACAGCGAAAGGCCAGGUGGCCCCUUGAGCUGGCGUGGGGUGGGGGCUUGAGGUGGUGGGGUGGAGAGGGAGCGGGAAGCAGGGCCGCGGGCACAGCUCUUCCGCCCUCUGUGCCCUGUCUUUCACAGCCACCACUAGCCCACGUGGGGUCUCCCAGCAUCCUGGCCCGAUCCAGUCGCUUCCCAGAGGCCCUCCCUCUAGCUGCCAGAUUGGGUUGAGCCCCGGCCCCAGCCUGUCACCCAUCAGUGUUAACCCAUUGACUUGUUAACACAAGCCUUUGGGGUUCAGACUUCUGCACGAGCUUGGGGAGCCAAGUCCCGUUCGAUCCAAGUGCCAGGGCGUCCCAGCAGCUCCCACGUGCCCUGGAGACUGCUGCCCGUGCUUGGGGACGCGUCGAGACGUGGGAGUGAGUGCUCCUGCCUGUGUCUGCAGAGCUGGGGACAAGCGCUGUCACCGCGGCUCUCACGCAGGCCUGGGCCAGGGAGGACGCCUGGCGGCUCUGGCACGGCCCCUCGCUCCGCUUGCCCCGCGAGCGCCGGGGGUGGCAGCUGGGGACGGAGGCCAGGCUGGGACUUGCGGUGGAAGCGCCGUAGGGCACAGGGCCAUCUACCGCCUUAGAAGGCGGCUCAGCCUCGUCUGUGGCUCUGCACACAGCCGGCCAGCGCCUUCCUGCUUUUCUUCUCCCUCCCCGUCCUGCCUGCUUCCCAUUCCAUCACAGGGAAUGGGGCCAGCUCUUCUGCAUGGGAGACAGGAACUGAGACGGGGAAGAGCGAGACCAGGCAGGACUGAAGACAGCAGUGACUUCACGUUCCCCUCGGAAAGCUCAGGGAAGAUUGUGCAUCCUGGGUGGGUGCCAGUCGGGACCCCCACCCUCUACCCUGCGGCUCUUGGGAAGACCGAGAUGUGGAGCCCCUAUGGGUCACCCUGGUGAUCUGGGGUGUGCCUGUGCUCUUGGGGACACUUGGAGAGCUCUGAGGGCCGUCAGGGCUGCCUCCGACUUUAACACUGUGGCCAUCAUGGGCCUGUCUGGGACCUUGUGUCACAAGUGGGGUUCCCUCAGCCAUGGGGUCUUUGGGAUCAGGAGGGGCACAGCAGGCACCCGGCAGCCACCCCCUGGCGCCUGUGCGUCAGGCCUGGGUUUCACCCUCCCCUCGUCCGUCCAUCAGCAUGGAAGCAGAGACGACAGGCGACUCCCCCGUUUCCCCACCCCACCAGGUUGGCCUGAGUGCCCCCCUCUGCCACUUGCCAUGUGGUCCUGCCUGUGCCACCCCAUGGGCAGCCAGAGAAACAUGUUUUUCAGACAGCUUUGAAAAAUGCAAAUGCGGAUGGAGGAGACUUACUGGAGGAAAUGAAAGAUAGCCGGAGCUGUGAGGUAGUUUGUUCUUAGAGGGCUUUGGUCUGUUACAAGACCUGAGUAACAGCUGUCCGGUGCUGGCGCAGCCCUGGGGUGCUGUGUUCUCAAGGCCGCCUUGUCCAGCAUCGUGGAGACCCUGGCCCUGAGGAAGAGCGCUGUCUGUUAUUGAGUGCCGACUGUAUGCCAGACGCAGUCUGCCUGGAUGAUCUCAUCCUGCGGAGCAGGUGCGUUUGUUCCAUCUGUGGAGCGAGAGCUGGCGUGAGCGAGGUGCGCUCGUUUUCAGAGCUUGGUCCAGAGCCAGGUCUGUGAUCCCAAAGCUGGCCACUUUUGACCUCUGGCCUCUCCUCCCAUGGGAACCAGGGUUUUUUUUUUCGCUGUGUUAAAUCCUCUGGUCAGUUACAAGAACAUCAAACUCGAUAGCAGGAGGCGUCUCCAGCCCCUCGGCUUCCGGGUGCCGAGCCUGGCACAGGGUCUCCAGGCGCCUUCCGCCGCCCCGGCCCUCCCUGUGUCCACGUGGGGUCAGCAGGAACUCCCCGCUGUCUCACGGCUCCUCUGCCCUGCUUGUUUUGCUACAGCCAAUUUCAUGAGGCUUGAGCGGCGUUUCCUGGGGAAAUCGGUCUGCCCCAGGAGUCCAUUGUCUUCUGGGACCGGGAAGAUGCGGAAGUGUGACCUCACUCCCAGCUGAAGGUCACCUUCCCAGCCUCGGCUCUGCCUCUUCCUGCACAGCAGGGCCCAGGCCUGGCCGGGCGGCCGCUCCCUCUCUCUGCAGCGGCUGCUUUGCAGGAACGUGCCCAGAACCUUCCGGCGUGCUGCCUCCUCUUGCUUGCGAGUCUUCUCUGGACAGAGCCCGGUUCCUGCUGCUCUCCGUGCUCCUGUCAGAGGCAGCAGGAGUCAGGAGAGCAGAUGUCAGGGCCCCCCCCCGCUCUCCCCAGAGGCAGGCCGCCUGCCCGCCCGCCUGUGCUGCCGUGGGGGGCGGGGGCUGUCUUGCCCAGUGCGCUUCCCCUUCCCCACAGCUUGCAGGUUUUCUGCCCCCUAAACAGCAAGCAGGCCCGGAAGCAUCUCUGCAGAGCGGGAUUCCCGGCGGAAGGCUGUGCCUCUGGGCCUGGGCUUUUCACGUGAGGUGUGCGCAGCGCCCAGAGCCACGCACGCUCCUGGACGUCAGGCCACGUGUCCACGCCGGUCAGCGCCGUUCCAAGCAUUUGGUUGUCGGCUUGGUGAUCUCCCUGGGCGUUUGGGAUUCUUUCCUGGUCUCUCUUUUUUUUUAAGAUUUAUUUAUUUAUUUAUUUGAAAGUCAGAUUUACACAGAGAGAGGAGAGGCAGAGACAGAGGUCUUCUGUCCGAUGGUUCACUCACCAAUUGCCACAAUGGCCUGAGCUGCGCUGAUCCGAAGCCAGGAGCUUCUUCCGGGUCUCCUAUGCGAGUGCAGGGGUCCUAGGACUUCGGCCAUUGUCUACUGCUUUUCCAGGCCACAGCAGAGAGCUGGAUUGGAAGAGGAGCAGCCGGGGCUAGAACCAGCGCCCAUAUGGGAUGCCGGUGCUUCAGGCCAGGGAGUUAACCCGCUGCGCCACAGCGCCGGCCCCUGUUUUUUCUCCUUUUAAAAGUGCUGCUGAGACAGUGUGCAGCCAGGAGGGAGAUGUGUUGCAGCCCCUGGGGAGCUGUGCAGGGGACGCUUUGCUCCCUCUUGGAAGUGAGUCCCCGAGCCCAAGCAGGUGCCACGUGCGCAUCGUGGCGAUGCCAGUCCUGCCACGGGCUGCCUGCCGCGGCCUCCCCUCCUCCCAGCGUUUCUCCCCUCGAGGGUCCUUGGUCCCAUGGCCGCCGUGGACAGAGUCAGGGGAGCUCAGGGCAGCAGUGUUCGGCUGGCAGCUUGGGUCGCGCGUCCCUCAUCUUGCUCCACAGAAUUCUCUCCUCACGGCCACACCUGAGGGUUUCCCGUGUGCUGCACACGUCACACAGGACCGAGAGCCGAGUGUCCCACCACCGUCGCCUUGCCUGUCUCCUCAGGUGAACACUGGGUGGCUGCAUGUGCCGCCUUCCAGAGUGUUCGCUGUGUAUCCAUUUGUGAACAUGUGCAGCCUUGAGUGUUUCUGUCCUCUUUGUUGUUGUUAAAUCUGUUUCAUUGACAUAUUUUUGUGGGCAGCAUUAAACAAAUUGCCCCUACCUGCGAGGUGGUCAGAUAACAGAGAAAGUGUAGCAUGUUGAACUGCUUUGUAUUUUCCUUAAUUGAAAAGUUUCAAACAUAAAGUGCUCAUUGAGGGUUUGAAAUUAGAGAGACCAGCACACUCCAGCUGCCCUGGGAGGGCUGUGGUGGCUUCUUCCUGUGUCUGUAGGUCUGUGCACAGUUGGUGUGAACAAUGUAAUACUUGUUCUCAUUUAUAUUUUUUCUUGCUUUCACAAUUUUUGUCUGCACUUAGUUGGUUUAGGAGAUACACUUGUACUUUCUGCUUCCUAAGAUGGAAGAGCUUUUUAAUUUUUUUUAGAGAUUUAUUUAUUUAUCUGAAAGAGUUACACAGAGAGAGAGAAGGAGAGGCAGAGGCAGAGAGAGAGAGAGAGGUCUUCCAUCCACGGGUUCACUUCCUAGUUGGCUGCAUCGGCCAGAGCUGUGCCAAUCCAAAGCCAGGAGCCAGGAGCUUCUUCUGGGUCUCCCACACGGGUUCAGGGGCCCAAACACUUGGGCCAUCUUCUACUGCUUUCCCAGGCCAUAGCAGAGAGCUGGAUGGGAAGUGGAACAGCUGGGACCCUAACCAGUGCCCAUAUGGGAUGCCGGCACUGCAGGCGGCAGCUUUACCUACUACACCACAGCGCUGGCCCCAGCUUUUUAAUUUUUAACUUUAUUUUCUUCCUUUUUUUUCCCUGUAUCUUGAAAGGCAGGGAGAGAGAAAGAUUUCCCAUUCUCUGCUUCACUCUCCAGAUGCACAUCAGAGCUGAACUGGGCCAAAGCCCAGAACCCAGAACUGCAUGUGGGUCUCCCAGGUGAGCGGGGUGGGCGGGUACCGACGUACCUGAGCCAUCACUGCUGUCUCCCAGGGCGCACAUGAGCUGGGCGCCGCAAUCAGAAGUGGAAGAGCCGGGACGUGACCCAGGCACCUGGUACAGCCACGUGACUGCUGCACCGCCCCCACGCCCUCCCCAGCCGCACUUCUGCAGAGGGGAGGAAGGCCGUGCGGCCUCACCUUCCCAGCAGCCACUUCACUGGCGUUUUGUUAGAGCUGUGCUCAGGGGUAAUGGGCUGGCCCUUGGCGUGCUGGCUGGGGACUCGCGUCAGCCCCGUGAGUGAGGCUGGCCUCCUGUGACAGGAUGGAUACCCACUGUGCCACCACCCCCACGCUGGCCAGGGUGGGGACAGAUCCCAGAUGCUAAAACAACAUCUGGGGAAAAAAACUGAAGGAAGUGUUUGCCGUUCAUGUGACUGGCUUCAAAGGCCACCUACCUUAGGAGCUCAGAGGGCAAGUAUUAGCAAGGUUAGAUUAAGCCGUGUAGGAAGAGUGCCCGGAAGUGCCUCGCAGGACCCCAGGAAGCUGCUGGGCUGAGGAGAGGAGCUGGCCUGGGCCUGCUUCUCUCUGAUGGGCAAAGAGGGGGCGCAGGGAUCCCCGAGUUCCUUUUGCUUAUUUAUUGUGUGUAGCCGAAGUGCUGGUCCCAUGAAUGACCCCCGAGAGUUCACUUCCAUUGCUUGCUCUUCCCCCAAACUCCAGUUCGACCUUCACUUCUAGUCUAUAACAGGUCUCGUUCUUGCUGGCGUAGCUCAGACGUGGGUAUUUGCGGUACCUCAAACAGUGACCAUUGGGGGAGCAGGCUGGCCUCACUGCCGCCGUGCCCUGGUCCCCCGUCGCCACCAGCCUCCUGGAGCCUCGCCCCUCCCCGUGGUAACUCAGGGGUCCUGCUGUCCUGACUGCGGGGCUCAUCUGUAGCUUUGCCAGCCGUCUGUGCCUCCCAAGUCACCCUGGUUUGCCUGUGGUUCUGACCUUGUCUGGUGCUGCACUGCGUGUCGUCUUUGGCCCGGUCUGUUGGUGGUCUGAGGGGUGAGUGAGUUCCUUCCUGCUGCCCAACAGCUCUCUCUUGCGUGGACACACGUCAGUGACCCACUCGGGGACAUUUAGGUUCGUAUACAGUAACACCUUGCUUGUCUCCUGUGGCAGGUGCGUCUGUGCCUUUGAUUUUAGUAGAGAGUAACGGGGAGUCUCGCCCUUCCUGGCUCAGCCAUUGGCACACGUGUCUUCCACAGCUGUGCUGGCGCCUGGGUUGUGUGUGAUGCUAAUUCUUGAUGACACCUGCUCUUCUCCCGGCCGCGCCUGCCUCUUGUGUAUUCCCGGAAGGAGGAGGGUCCAUUAUUGCUCUGACUUUCAGCCGGGCCUGCAGGUCAUCGUGGGAGUCUGCGCUGCCCCAGAAAGCCUUCUGGAAACAUUGUCUCCAUCAUCAUGCUGCUGUUGGCUCUUGGUAAAGUCAGAGGCGUGAUGAGUCCGAGUCGCAACCUCAGGGUGUGUGCGACUCUUGGCAAAGUUGCCUUUGGGGAAAACAUCUAGUGUGUUUUGUUUUGUCUCCUGUCUUUCAGAAAUGUCAUCUCCUCUCAGGCUGGCUGGCUGUGAGUGAGAUGCAGGGAGGUGACGUGGGGCAGCAGAGUGGAGCGUGCGUGGGGGAGGCCCAUGCUCUGCAAGUCCUUCUCUGGGCAGCAUCUGGGGGAGCUGAGAGGGACCUCAGCCCCUUCCCACCCUGCUGGCAGAAACGGAGAGCUCUGGAUGCUGGCCAGAGCCAAGGGGGACGCCCUGGCUGACACUACAGGAGAGGUUUUCCUGUGGAUCCUGGGCCAAGGUUGGCAGACACUUCCCGUAAGGAGCCACGUGGUAAAUAUUUCAGCCCUUGCAGGGCAAGAGACAAAACCAAGGCUAAUGUACAGGUGUUUUUAUGAGAGAGAAAACAGAUUUACACACACGUUUUACAAAUGAGAUGCAAUGUGUGAUCCCUGCCACGUGGGGGGAAGAGUGGAGUUCUUCGGAAGGGGACGUUUCUUUUAAGUGGGGCUCAGAGUCGGCUUUCCCCGGCACCCCGUCUGUCACUGCGGCAGUUGGAAAUGUCCACCCGUGGAAACCCUCAGCCUGCAGCUGUACAGGACAGGCUGGCCUCGGCCUGCACACCAUCACUUGCCCACCCGAGCCAGGCUGCCUCCUCCAUCAGACAGGGGACUUGUGCCCUCCGUCCAGCCUGUCGUCACAGUCUCCAUGGCAGCCAGGAGGCACCCGUAGGCUUCCACGGGGACCGUCGGAGACAAACUGGCUCCAUCCCUGAGCAGAGGGAGGUGUCACGGGUCUCCUGGCUGAUCCUGGCUAUCAGGCAGCCCUGGGCGUGCAGAGGGAGGGAGGUGGGAGGGGCUGUGGGCCCUCGCAGGUGGCAGGGCAUGAGUGAUGGACUGUCAAAGGGUUUUUCUCAUUUUAAUUCAUUUUGAUUGUUUGUAGCUUGUGGCUACUGCGUUGGCCAGUGCAGAUGUGAGCAGUGCAGAGUGGGCGGUAGUGUGGGGUCGGCCUGUGGCUGUUCUUCCCUCUCCUCCACCCACGCUGCUCCCUGUCCCCAAGACCCCUGCCCCCAAGCACACCACUGAGUGCACCUGGCCCAGCCGGCUCGCCACCAGCCCCGUUCUGGAAGCCACGGCACGAAACAGCAUGGACCUUAAGGGCUGCUUGAUGUGAAGACAAGAACGAGUGGCUGGGAAUUCACCCGCUGCGCUCUCUGAAAGGUGCUUUUCGAGUGGUUGGAAACAGUUGUUUAUUUUCCUUAGAAAUGCUUGGGGCUUCUCCCUGCCUCUUGUGUGCAUGAUGAAUUUACUCUCUGAAAUCUGUUUUACAAACGAAAGGUCAGCGUCCGGCUGGCUCCCCACAAUUAAUGAGCUUGGCCGGACUUGAGCUAUUGUGCGGCCCCCGCUGUUUCUACGUUGCUACGCACAGUUCUGCUGGAGCAAGCGGGGGCAGGGGAUAGGUGAGCGCCUGCUGUGUUGGAAGUCCCAGCCCAACUGGCAGGCACCUCUGGUUUCUGGAGACACCCACAUUGUGCUCUCCGCUUUCAGAGACAGUGGACCCAGCGCUUUUCCGAGCCCUCAUUCCGACUCGUCUUGGCCAAGUGUAAUCUUGGUUGUAAAUGUGCACCAUAAACGGAGGUGCGUUUAGGGAACAGGAUUGCCUCUCCAUAGCCAUGCAGGUUAAUUGCAGACACCUCUGCUGCCUGCCCCCCCUUCCUGCCCGUCUCCUUAAGAAGCAGGGACUGUGUAUCCCCUCCUUCCCUAACAGUUUCCCUUUAGGUAGGAAGGCAGGAGGUUGCCAUGGCUUCGUACUUUACAAGACUUUUGCGCAGGGAGGGAGAAGGCAGGGGCAUGUCCCGCAUGUGUCAGGGCAGGAAGUUUGUCUCAGUGCAGCUCUGUUGCAGGUGUCAGCGCUGUCUUGAGUGAUUGAGCCAAACUCCUGGGACUGGAGCUCUGUGGUCUCUGAUGUCAUCCGUGUGAUGUCAGAGGCCAGCAGGUACAACCCAAUUGAGAGAAGUAAUAAAUCUCCUGAGCUGACUUUUCCAGAACCCCGCUGCCCCGCGUUGAGCCCCAACUCCCUCCAGGCCCCACCAGGUGCCCUCUUCUUUGGUGUUAGCCUCUCCACAAAUUCACUUCCUGCCCGCCUGAGGGGUUUGUCUCGCUGCGGCCAGAGUCACCUUCCAGGACAGCUCUGGGCUCAGUUGGAACGCCGUGGCCUGCAUCUGAACCCUGCUGCCUCCCAGCCUCCCGGGAAUUCCCAGUGCUGCGUGGGGGCCCCGUUCCAGGGCAGGGUGCCUGGUAGGCACUGGGGAUAGCGUGGAGAGACGUCAGUGCCUGACCUUGGACCAGAGCCCUGAAGAGUCAAAAGCAGUGAAAUUUCUUCUAUUAGUGUUGUGUAAAACUGGAUGUGUGCAAAGCAUCCGUUGUUUCCACGUGUGGCACUUAGCACUCGUGACCGGUAGCUGUGGGUGGGGGCCCUGCGGGUCCAGAGGCAGAGCUGGACGGGUGGGAACGGCAGCGCCUGUGCCGAGUCCUGCCCUUGUGGCUCCGGCCGUGGCAGGUCUGUGUUCCGUGUAGGGACCGUCUGGCUAGAUCGCAGACCCCGUGGAGGUGCGGGCGUUGUCCUGUCUGCUCAGCCCUGCGCGAUGCCUGGCUCAGUACCUGGCGAGUACUGGGGCUCGCUGAGUUCUGUCUGAUGAGGCUGCACAAGGCCGGGCACUGCAGGGAGGCCGAGGGGGAGCCUGUGGUCCUUCCAGAAGGAGAAAGCGUCUGGGACGGCUUUCAGGGUGGAGAGAGACCUCAGGACCGCUCUGCAGUGUGG
Oryctolagus cuniculus (rabbit) is the source of this 16388-nucleotide messenger RNA. The record is from RefSeq and is a predicted model, not a curated record. Lineage: Eukaryota; Metazoa; Chordata; Mammalia; Lagomorpha; Leporidae.